AUGCUCAAUAUGUCUGCCGUGGGCAAUAGAAACAGCACUCCUGUCGAGUCGAACAGCUCCUCCCUUCGACCUCCACGCACUGGUGCCAUAGGUUCUAACAACCAUCAUCUUCGUGCAUCUGCAGACAUGGCUGCCUUCUCUGCCGCUCCUUCCUCGAGACCAAUCCGACCAUCGUCAGACUUCUAUGGAACUCAACAAGGCCAGGGACAAGGAGGAGACAAUGAUGCGUCAGACAAGAUAGCUCAACAGUGGAUUGCGGACAUUGACCAGUAUGAAACCACAUUAGAGGAGAUGGCCGCUGCAACUCUUGAUCAAGACUUCAAGGAUGAGUUGAGCGCCAUCGAGCAGUGGUUCCGAGUGCUGAGCGAAGCUGAACGUACUGCUGCUCUUUAUGCUCUCCUUCAACAGACAACUCAAGUCCAAAUCCGCUUCUUCAUCCAGGUCCUGCAGCAAAUGGGGAAAAAUCAUCCAAUGUCGGGAGUUCUGUCCCCUGCAAACUUUGACAAAGAUCCUAUGUCGAACCGCCUCAGCGACGCUAUGGGCAAGCUCAGUGUUGAUGGCUCGAGGAACUCUUUGACCCGACCUCCCCCAACUCCCGCUGCGAAAAGACAUUCUGGACUUGACCCAUCUACAAUCAACGCUAUGUUCCCUGAUGCUGCAGCCGCUAUUGCUACCGAAAAGGCGAAAUUCACCCAGCAAACUGGCGCUCCACCAUCGUCCAACCGGAACAGUGCUGCCUAUGACCCUCGAUCGUCCCUCACAGCACCUACAAUCUCUGCCCCAGCCGAUGGUGACAACAGUGGAGUUCCACCUUCCCCAUGGGGUUCUCGUAGCAACGACCAGGCUUCUAGGCCCAAGUCUUCGUCCGGACAACCACCUAUGGGCCAAUUCAUGCAACCAGCUCCAUCCGCUGCUCUUCGUUCGCCUUCUGGAGGCAAGAUCACGGGAAACACUAAUUUACAAAACACGACGAUCUCUGCUCCAGACAACCAGGGGCAAGAUAUGCCGCUUCUUUCCCCUUACAACGCCGGGAAUGGUAACUGGGCUUCGAUGGUCAACACUCCAAUGGUUCCGAGUUUCAACCAGGGUGGUUCGUCACAGGCUGACAUGGUUGCAAAUGCUACUGCUAUGAAGUUGGCUGCUCUCUCAACAGUCAACAACCGAUUCGCUUUAGAUGACGUUCGCAAGUAUCGCCGUGCUAGGUCGAAUGAUGGCGGACAGGGUCCCCUCUCCCCAGGUCUUCAGAGCAACAUGCCAGGUGCCAAUGUUGUUAUGAUCAACGAGCAUGGUCAAGUCCUAUCAAGAGAACAGAUCAUUGCACUUCAAGCUCAGCAAAACGCCGCUUUCGGCCGACGAUCUCGACCCAGUUCGCCAGGUUUGGCGAUGCAAGGUGGUGGUUUCGGCCAGAUGGGCUUUGCUUCGCCUCAGAAUAAUGGUUUCCUCGCGGCUUAUGACGGCACUUCGCCGCUCAUGAAUAACGGCAUGGGAUCUCUUAAUGUUGGCACUUUCGGUAUGGGUGGAGGGCAUGAGGGCUACGUUUCCGAUCACAGUGAUAUGAAUAGGGGUAGAUCUCCACGCGGUAGACGUGGUAGCUCGAAACCUCCGGAGGAUCCAACUGACCCCAGCUUGCUUCAAGACAUCCCCAGCUGGCUGAGAAGUUUGAGACUCCAUAAGUAUACUGAAAAUCUCAAGGAUAUGAACUGGACUGAGCUAGUGGAGUUGGAUGAGAAGGCUUUGGAGGAGAGAGGCGUGAAUGCUCUCGGUGCCCGGAGAAAGAUGCUGAAGGUCUUCGAGCAAGUCAAGGAAGCCAAGGCGGAGGGAAAACUUGCGUGA
This is a messenger RNA of Cadophora gregata, 1833 nucleotides long. It is a transcript of the gene VTS1, whose product is annotated as Flap-structured DNA-binding and RNA-binding protein. Bases 1 to 1833 code for a protein of 610 amino acids. NCBI's taxonomy places the organism in Eukaryota, Fungi, Ascomycota, Leotiomycetes, Helotiales, Ploettnerulaceae. The transcript has 3 exons. Gene Ontology annotation, biological process: nuclear-transcribed mRNA poly(A) tail shortening; regulation of mRNA stability. Gene Ontology annotation, molecular function: mRNA binding; protein binding; translation repressor activity. Gene Ontology annotation, cellular component: P-body. The record is from RefSeq and is a predicted model, not a curated record.